Molecule: messenger RNA, 831 nt
Organism: Setaria italica (foxtail millet)
Lineage: Eukaryota; Viridiplantae; Streptophyta; Magnoliopsida; Poales; Poaceae
Exons: 1
Coding region: 1-831 (276 amino acids)
Source: RefSeq, a predicted model, not a curated record
AUGAUCAUCAAGACGCUGAAGGCGCGCAUCCUGCGCGCGCUCAAGUCGUCCCUCCCCGACGAAUCCGCCGGCGCGGACUCCCCGCCGCCGUCCCCUACCAAGCCUGGCGCCCGCGGCAUCGCGUCCGUCCACGCCGGCGACUCCUUCUCCGACGACGCGUCCUUCUUCGACGCGCGCGAGGCCGAGACGCCCCCCAAGGCCCCGCACACCCGCCACCCCUCCACCUGCACGGAGCCUCUGGACGAGUGGGAGCUCGUGGACGACCCGGACGGCCGCGCAGCCCCCGCGCCGCCGGCGGACGGCCCGGACCCGCUGCUGGACUUCCCCGCCCGGUGCCCGCCGGGCGGGGAGGCCGCUGUGGUGCUCUACACCACGACGCUCCGCGGGGUGCGCCGCACGUUCGAGGACUGCAACGGCGUGCGCGCGCUGCUGGAGAACCUGGCCGUGGCGUUCCAGGAGCGCGACGUGUCCAUGGACCGUGGCCUCCGGGACCAGCUGUGGUCGGUCACGGGGGAGAAGGCCGUGCCCCCGCGGCUAUUCGUGCGGGGACGAGACGUCGGCGGCGCGGCGCAGGUGCUCGCGCUCCACGAGGAGGGCCGCCUCGUCCCCCUGCUGCUGCCGUCGGUGCCGGCGCCCGACGACAAGAAGCUCCCCGCCUUCGGAGGCAAGAAGGGCAAGUGCGGGGCGUGCGGGGGCCUGCGGUUCGUGGUGUGCGGCGAGUGCGACGGCAGCCGCAAGGUGUUCGACAGCGGGCGCAGCGGCGGUGGCGGCGGCGCGCGGUGCCGCGGGUGCAACGAGAACGGCCUCGUCAUGUGCCCGCUCUGCUUUUAG